Messenger RNA from Camellia sinensis, 607 nucleotides. The record is from RefSeq and is a predicted model, not a curated record. NCBI's taxonomy places the organism in Eukaryota, Viridiplantae, Streptophyta, Magnoliopsida, Ericales, Theaceae.
AGGGAGGCACAGUUGUCUGUUGCGGGCAUUCAGAUGCCUUCAUGGUCCGGUCAGCCACAGACCAGGCCACCUGGGCCUCAUUGGGGAGCUGGGCCGUCUGGGCCUUAUCAGGGAGCUGGGCCAUCCGGGCCUUAUCAGGGGGAGGGGUCAUCUCGGCCUUCCCGAGGAGCCGGGCCAUCUAGGCCUUUUCGAGGAGCUCGAGGGGGGCCUGUCCGCAGACGCAGGGCUCAUGUUGUGGAGGUGGAGUCUGAUGAGGAGGAGGAGGAGGAGGCUACCGACCGUCAGUCAGAGACAUCUGCUGAGGAGGGAGGCUCCGGUUUUGGCUCGGGGAACAGAGGCGAGGCUGAGGAGGAUCCUGAGGACGACAGCUCCGACUCUGAUGAUGGUGUGGAGGUUGUUCCACAAAAGAGGACCAGGCGUGCUUCUCGUUCCCGUUCCCGAGGAUUUUGAUGUUGCUAUUUCCUGCUUUAUUUUUCUUUUACUAGUAGUUUGUAGCACUUUGCACAUUGUUAGGCAGUUUUGUUUUUGUAAAACCUGUACCUUUUGUUUGUUGUAAAGCAUGAUGAAAUGAAAUAGCUUUUGAAAAGGUGUUUGUAUUUUGAACUUU